Messenger RNA from Polistes canadensis, 601 nucleotides. RefSeq lists its product as uncharacterized. Bases 283 to 570 code for a protein of 95 amino acids. The record is from RefSeq and is a predicted model, not a curated record. Lineage: Eukaryota; Metazoa; Arthropoda; Insecta; Hymenoptera; Vespidae. The transcript is spliced from 3 exons.
UAUACAAUUUAUGCCAAACAAAAAAUGUAAAAGUCUUUUUAUUGGACCAUUUUAGAAACUAUUAAAACAUUUUAUACUGCAUUACUAUUAAUUUUCUCAGGUAUUUUAUCUCUUAUAGUAUUAAAACAGAUAAGCUGCAUUCUAUAUCUGUUAUCACUUGUUAUCUAUCGCCGUUGAUUCAUCAGUCGACAAUCAACGCUACACCCAGUUUUUCUUAUCCACUGAAAAGAAGAGUUAUUCUAUAUCCUCUUUAAGUGAAGUUAUAACAAUUUAUCAAUUAAAAUGUAUUCCAAAAAAUUACUGUUCUACCUCGCAAUUGGUUUUCUUAUUAUAGGAAUCUUUGUCGACGAAACAGAAGCAAGACGUAAAAUACUACGCGGUCGUAAAACAAUAACAAGGCAAUAUUACAGAGGUACAGCUAUACCUGCAUGGUCGAUAGUACUACUAUGUGGGAUUAGUAUGUUGCUCAUAGGCGGUGGUCUUUAUGUUUUACUACAAAAGUUUGUAGUUGAUCCAGCUGACGCAUCAAAAAGCCAUUCAUAUCAACCAGCAUUACAAAACGAAGCAUAAUUUUUAAUAAAUUAUUAUAAUUAUUUGUUUU